AUGAUACACCGAGCCGAACAGUUCUUAGCAUAUGCCAAACGACGUGCUGUCGUUUCAAACCCGCCGCAUGACAUUUCACUCCCUGAUGUAGAGUCCCUGGACCGUGCGCUGUUGAAGAUUCACAAACUGCACAAGUCGCCUUCUGACAUUCACGAUGCUCCCGACGGAGACAAUAUCUAUACUCUCUAUUUCACGGUUGAAUUGCCGCGGGGGGCUGAGGUUCCACAGUCCAUGCUGCAAAGCCCCGUCGCUGUUGCGGAUCGGUUUAUUGGAAAAGAGGAUGAUGCCUCAGCACCGGAAUGGCUGCAGUGGCCACGGGAUUCUGUAUGGUUUGUGCAGAUUUCCCGACGGGACGCUUCACACCUUUUCAAAAUCAUGGCCAAAUAUCCAGAAAACCUCGAAACACAUCACGUCGCCCGACCCUACCUCGCAGCGUACGCCCAUAUAGAAGCCAGAAACAUUCUCAUUCACCAGACACCGCUGAAUCUUACAUGUAUCUUCGUUCCCGUACUCUCCAUCAAUCAUGUGCCUGAAAAUAUUCUCAUUGUCAUCAACGGAACUUCUAUGAAUGUGUCAAUUACUAGACAUGUCCGUGCUAAGCAACUGCAACCGAAGCUGACGGAACAACGCUCCCCCCGGAUUCAAGUAUUCACUGCACUGAAAAAACACAUUGCCACAGCAGUAGGCUGA
Messenger RNA from Laetiporus sulphureus 93-53, 690 nucleotides. RefSeq lists its product as uncharacterized. Bases 1 to 690 code for a protein of 229 amino acids. NCBI's taxonomy places the organism in Eukaryota, Fungi, Basidiomycota, Agaricomycetes, Polyporales, Laetiporaceae. The transcript is spliced from 5 exons. The record is from RefSeq and is a predicted model, not a curated record.